CAGUGAUAUUCUGCAGAGCUCAAACACUUUACGGACUGUGCUGCUGGACUGACUUCCUGUCAGUUAGCCUUUGUGUCUGUCUGACCUGCUCACCUGUCUGUCUGACCUGCUCACCUGUCUGUCUGACCUGCUCAAGCUGGAAGUCUGACACGUUGUUUUCCUCCAGGAUUUGAUAGCAGCAGCAGUGUGAGGACGUCGGAGCUCGUCUGGAGUUUGAUUUCCUGUUUCAAGGUUUUAAAGUUUGACAUCAGAGUUCACGGUCGGACGCUCUCAGGUUUGUCUCUAAUCUCUGUGAUAAAGGAAUCGACUGUGACUCAGUGUAUUGGAAACUUUUUGAUACAAAAAGUCAAAGCAGCUUUCUGCAGCAGCCAAUCAGAGCAGGUUGACAUUCAGGCUGGCUCACAGCUGGUGAAGCUUUCAUACCUGGAAACAAACACACGUUACAACACUGACAUUUUGGUGGAUUUUGUUGAAGUUGGUGACUUGACAGUUUUAUCCACUUUCAUUUCUUUAUGUCAGUCAAAUCCUUUUAAAUCCUUUAAGUCUCAUUUUCUGUCUGACAUUUCUUCUGUAAAAAGAGGAUGAAGUCAUUUUAAGGCUGAAGUCUUUUAAAGAUUUUUAUUGUUUUUUAAUUAACUGCGGCCAUGGCGAUGAAGCGUCUGAGCAGUUUGAUGCUGAGGAAGUGGAAGGAGAAGGAGAGAUGGACGGGGAGAAGGAGAAGCGAACCGUUUGGAGGAGGCGAUGAGGAAGAGGAGGAAGAUGAAGAGGAGGUGAGGCAGACAGAGAGCAGAGACAGACACACACACCAACGGAUGCUGAGGAGGAAGUCUGAUCCGUGUGGACGGACCGAGGACGAGGAAAAGACGGAGGAGAAGAAGAGCGAGAGCGACAGAAAGAAAGACCGCCGGGGGUCUGAAUCGAACAUGGGCGAGGAAGACAGGAGAGACAGGAAGAGGGCGGAGUCAGGCAGAGUGAAAGAGAGGAGAAAGUCCACCUCGUGGGUCAUGGUGGAGGACAGAGAUGGAGGACAGAAGGACAGGAGGCAGAAGGAGGCGGACAGACGGACGCUGCGGCGGCGGUCGGAGCCCUACGGGAUCCUGUACGUCCAAAUGCUUCCUUUGUCAAACAGGAAGAGGAGGGAGCUGAUGCAGAGACGGACAGGACACAGGACAUCCUGCACCGAGGAGGGGGACGGACAGACGGACACGAGGGAGGGAGACGAGGUCAGAGAGAUGAGUAGGGGGAGGUCAGAGCCCAUCGGCCCGCUGGAUGACACCCACAGCAUCUCCUCUCCCCCUUCCCUCCCUCCUCUCCCCUCCCUCCUCCAUGAGGAGGAGGUGAGUGUUUUCCGUUUGGAGACCUACCUGACGGAGCCGAGGCGCCCGGAGACCAGGAGGAUGCGCUCCUUCUCCUCACCUCCUGAUACAGGACAACGCUCCUCCUCCUCUUCCUCCUCCUCCUGCUGCUUCCAGCCGCCUCCUCUGGCCCCGCCUCUUCCUGUCAGGAGGCUGUUGGAGGUUGCAGACAGGAUGUCGGAGCAAAUGGACCCCGAUGAUGCAGCCUCAGAGGAGUCGGAGAGAGAUAUCUACAUGCGCUUCAUGAAGUGUCACAAAUGUUAUGACAUCAUCCCAACCAGCUCUAAACUAGUGGUGUUUGAUACCACACUACAGGUGAAGAAAGCAUUCUUCGCUCUGGUGGCGAACGGCGUGAGAGCUGCUCCUCUGUGGGAGAGCAAGAAACAGAGCUUUGUAGGAAUGUUAACCAUCACAGACUUCAUCAACAUCUUGACCAGAUACUAUAAAUCCCCAAUGGUUCAGAUCUAUGAGCUGGAGGAACAUAAGAUCGAGACAUGGAGAGAGCUGUACCUGCAGGAGACCUUCAAACCUCUGGUGCACAUCUCACCUGAUGCCAGUAUCUUUGAAGCCGUGCACUCGCUGAUAAAGAAUAAGAUCCAUCGUCUUCCUGUGAUCAAUCCGGUCAGCGGGAACGCUCUCUACAUCCUGACUCACAAGAGGAUCCUCAAGUUCCUGCAGCUGUUUGUGUGUGAGAUGCCCAUGCCGGCCUUCAUGAAGCAGACUCUGGAGGAGCUCGCUGUGGGAACGUACGCUAACAUUGCCUACAUCCACCCCGACACGCCGCUCAUCACCGCCUUGUCCGUCUUCACUCAUCGCCGCGUCUCGGCCCUGCCCGUCGUCGACCACAAAGGUAAAGUGGUGGACAUCUACUCCAAGUUCGACGUCAUUAACCUGGCUGCAGAGAAGACGUACAACAACCUGGACGUGACGGUCACUCAGGCGCUCAGACACCGCUCCCAGUACUUUGAAGGAGUCAUGAAGUGCAACAAACUGGAAACACUGGAAACCAUUGUGGACCGCAUCGUGAAGGCUGAGGUUCACAGGCUGGUUGUGGUCGAUGAGGAGUCUCGUAUCGUUGGUAUCGUCUCUCUCUCUGACAUCCUGCAGGCGCUCGUCCUCACCCCCGCAGGUCUGGGGAGGAAGGAGUCUCUCCCCUCUCAGCCAUCCCCUUUGGUCCUAACAGAACCAGAGACAGCUUUUAAACCUGGACUGGACCAGGAGGAGCAGCAGGAGGAGCAGCAGGACCAACUGGAGCCGGGUGAAGAAACAGAGACAGACGCUGUGAUUGGCUGCCAGCAGGGGGAGACAGAGAGCGUGACAGAAAGAGAGGGAGACACACCUGAGACGCAGAGCGAGACAGACCGAGAGGCAACAGAGGGGGAGACGGCUGAGACAGAGGGAGGAGAGAGGGGGGAGGACACAGAGGAAGGAGGAACCGUUAGAGAGGAAGAGGAGACGGCAAGAGAAGGAGAGAAAGAGGGGGAGGAAGAGGAGAGAGUGAGAGAGGAAGAGGAAAUAAGAGAGGAAGAGGAGAGAGUGAGAGAGGAAGGAGACACAUUAGGGGAUGAAGAAGAGGCCUUAAGAGAAGAAGGUGAGAAAGAGGAGGAGGAGGAGGAGGAGACUGCUGAAGGAGGAGAUGAGGAGAAGGAGGAAGUGACGGAUGAGGGAGCAGAGGAGGCGACAGGGGAAGGAGGGGAGGAGCAGGGAGCACAGGAGGAGGGUGAGGCGGCGUGACAUCAUCAUCCUGCGUCUCUAUAGACUUUGUCGUUUCAUGUGGCGCUGCAGUCUCGCCGCUCACCACAGAAGAAGAGAAGGGACUAAAGGGGCGUGGUCAAUGAGAGCACUGACAGAACUCUGACAUGUGAUUGGUCUGGAGGAUCUGAGAGUCUGUGGUUUGGAGCAGGAGGAGUCACUGCAGGGCUGUGAUUGGACAGCUGCUCCGGAGGUAGGAGGGUCAGUUUGGUGAUUGACAGGUGAUUGAGCCAAUCGGGUAUCUUUGAAGAUCUUAAUUAUUUUGACUUUAAUCACAGAAAAAUAAAAAAAAUUCACAUUUUGUUGGAGGAGGAACAGGAAGUGAGCGAAGUAACGAGCUCGCUGUAGAAAUGAAAACAUCUGCUGUUACCAGCUGUUACCACCAGGGGGCUGUACCACAAAGUGAGCAAAUUUAUUUGAACACAUUCCUCCAGCUGAAGAUCGGUAAGGCCCACCGACAUCAUUCCCGACACUGACCAUAACCUGCUUCCUGCGGUAUGAGUUUAGAGUUGGUUACCAUGGUGAUCAGUCCAGGUUAAAGAAACCUGACUAGGCUCAACAGAGCAGGAUUGACCUCUGACCUCGCUUUGUGGUACAUCCCUCAGGUGUCUCUAAAUCCAAGCUGGUGAAAAGGAAAAAUAUCCAACAGUGACCAUGACCCCUGAUGCGAUGUCAUCAAGGGGGCGGGGCCAACCACAUCGUCUUAGCUCAUGUUUCUGAUUGGUGGAGAGUUUUUAGUCAAUAAAUAAAUGGUUUUUUGGAUUAGUGCUGAAUCUGAAACACAGUUGAUGUUCUGUAACCGACCUGUACUGAGAGACGUUAUUGUUAAACAUAUUUAUAGUUUCUAGAUGUGUUAAGAGACAUACUCACACACAGUCUGUAGGGGGUGCUCACACUCCACAUUUUGCCGUAGGGUUGUUACCACGUCGAUAGAAACUGACAUCUGUAGUAACUACGACCAUCACAGAUGGAAGUCACCAGUUAGCACGGUCACUUUUUAAACCGUGACACCGGCUGGUGUUGCUUCAUCUCUGCGGCAGCGGCGGCGGCCUCUUGCUCCUCUGCACACUGUGAUUCCUCCGCUCUGUGUUCUGGAGAAGUCUGACUCAUUGUAUUUUUUCACAGGAUGUAGAAAUAUUAUUAUGUUGUUCAAAUGUUGUUCAGCUGACCUGUGACCUGUAAAUCAGCUGUUUCUGUCAGGUGAUGAUAUCACUCCACCUGUUUUAAUAAAUGUUAAAUUUCUGUC
Messenger RNA from Labrus mixtus (cuckoo wrasse), 4353 nucleotides. RefSeq names its product 5'-AMP-activated protein kinase subunit gamma-2-like. The coding region runs from base 645 to 3089 and encodes 814 amino acids. The transcript has 14 exons. The record is from RefSeq and is a predicted model, not a curated record. NCBI's taxonomy places the organism in Eukaryota, Metazoa, Chordata, Actinopteri, Labriformes, Labridae.